GUUGUUGCUCGUGUCCAAUCAACGCCCGGUUAUUGGAUUCAAAUCAAGACCCCUGGGGGGAAGGGAACUCCUAGCAGUUACUUGUAGUUUCCGUCGCUGCUUCUGUUUCCCUGGUGUCUUCCUCGGUGCCUCUGCUUUUCGCCGGCGUAGCUCUUCGGGACUCUGCGCUGCCGUCAGCAUGGCCCACAAGCAAAUCUACUACUCGGACAAGUAUUUUGAUGAGCACUACGAGUACCGGCAUGUUAUGUUACCUAGAGAACUUUCCAAACAAGUACCAAAAACCCAUCUGAUGUCUGAAGAAGAGUGGAGGAGACUAGGUGUCCAGCAGAGUCUUGGAUGGGUUCAUUAUAUGAUUCAUGAGCCAGAACCACAUAUUCUGCUCUUUAGAAGACCUCUUCCAAAAGAACAACAAAAAUGAAGUUUAUUUGGGGUUUUUGCUUAUAUUUUUUUUUCAAACUAUGUAUAUGUGUAUAUAUGGUAGUAUUCAGUGAAUACUUGAAAAAAUGUACAAAUCAUUCAUCCAUACCUGUGCAUGAGCUGUAUUCUUCACAGCAACAAAGCUCAGUUAAAUGCCACUGCAAGUAGGCUGCUUUACAGAUGUUUAAGAUACAGUUUUUCUCUAGUCAAUUUUCUCUUUAAUAUAAGUGCCUAUUUGACUUCUCCUUGAAUUACAUUUGUUUAAUAAAGUUCUUAUGUUACAUGUA
This is a messenger RNA of Antechinus flavipes (yellow-footed antechinus), 704 nucleotides long. RefSeq names its product CDC28 protein kinase regulatory subunit 2 (gene CKS2). Gene Ontology annotation, biological process: regulation of mitotic cell cycle. The transcript is spliced from 3 exons. Bases 179 to 418 code for a protein of 79 amino acids. NCBI's taxonomy places the organism in Eukaryota, Metazoa, Chordata, Mammalia, Dasyuromorphia, Dasyuridae. The record is from RefSeq and is a predicted model, not a curated record. Gene Ontology annotation, molecular function: cyclin-dependent protein serine/threonine kinase activator activity; ubiquitin binding; histone binding. Gene Ontology annotation, cellular component: SCF ubiquitin ligase complex; cyclin-dependent protein kinase holoenzyme complex.